GAGAACGACUGAGACCCUCUAGAAGCGACCCUUGAGGGUGGGAGGGUGUCACGUCAAGCUAUCACGCGGGGACCGCGGUCCUACCUCCCUCCUGGCCUGCCCUGCGCUUAGUCGCCAGUCCGCUCUCACUUCUCUGGUUGUCGUAUCGAUCCGCCGGACAAAGGAAACUGACCACCAGUUCGCAAGAAACUAUUCUACAGUGUACUUAACCUAACCUGUGCUCGGCAGCGAUUGAAAAAUCGCAAACGCGGUAGUGUUCAAGGGUGCAAGCGCGCGCGUUUCCAACUUCUGUUCGGCCGUUACGUCGUGCAUUCGUCAAAAGUUCGUGUGAGUUUGUUUCUAAAAAGUUUUCGCUUUAUGACUUUUUCGCACUGCGCACUCCUUCCCUUAUCCGAUUGGCAGCCGGAAUAGUGACACGUGCUCUCAUAACAGGUGGAAUAAACAUUUGCGCGAGAUGUCCACUAAAACUAAACGUCCCCUGCGUUCGCUGUCUGCCCACGAAAAGCUGGAUGCCAUCGGCAGAGUGCACAACGGCGAGAGCAAAGCCUCGGUUGCGAGAGACAUCGGGGUGCCGGAGUCCACGUUGAGGGGUUGGUGCAAGAAUGAGAGCAAAAUCUCAUACCUCUCAAGGCAGUCGAGCCCCGAGACAGACGAGUCUCUGGAGCAGUCCAAUGCCAAGAAGAUAAAAAUCGAGGAGCCAGAGAUGCAGCCGUUCGAUCUCAGUCUCAAAAUCAACGGCACCAGCUAUUCGCACGACUCGCCUCUGGAUUACACCAAGAGCGAUUCUCCCAAUCGCUCUCUGAACGUGACUGAUAAGAUCGACACACCUAAGACCGCCAUUCCCGAAAGAGACAGGAACAGAGUCGAGCUGGCGAGACUCAGCGCGGAACUAGGUCUCAACAGACCCGAAUCCCUGCCGGCAACGACCUCUUCGGCCAAUGUAGCAGACCUCGUCAUGGUGGCACAGUGGAAUGCGGCGUUAAUGCGGAAACAGCAGAGUCAACUCUCCGUUGCUACCAGUACGACUCCUCAGGAUGCCGUCGGAGUUGCUUCGACUUCUGGGGGUCUGCUGGCUAUCGCGGAAGAGGAGAAGAACAGACAACUGCCCAGGGAACAACAAUCUGUAAACGAAACCGUCUUGAACUGGAUUAAGUCCCAGCAAGCUUUGAUGCACCCCCCGCAAACUCAUUUGGUUCCUAAUGGAUUUUCAACCCCUUUGCCAAACACGAGCAGCCCUGGUGCGAAGGGACCCUCUUUCAGUCACAGCUCGUUGAUCUUGCAGUGGUACGAACAAAUGUUCAACCAUCAACUACAACUCUCCGGACAAGACGAUAGAACAAUUCUGUAUCAGCAGCUGACUAGGAACACUCCUGUCCCUGUUCGACACGUUUCACCAACAUAUCCAGUUGAUCAAAACGGAGAGAACUCUUCCGCCAACAACGUCAGUUCUGGUUUCGGCCACAGAGCCGGCAAUAACAAGACCAGGACCGUCUUGGACAAUCUUUUGAACAACAACAACAUCACCGUCAAAGAAGAACCGCACGAGGAAGACACCAUCACCCGUGAAGAGGCCAUGGACUACGGGGAGAAGUUUGUGAGAUGGUUGGAGACUUGCAGUCAUCCCUCCGUGACCGCGAUGCAUAUCAUGCAGAUCAGAGGGUUGCUGAGCAACCUCAAAGGCGCGGGAAGCAGGCAGAACUGCGAGCUGCAGAAUAAAACUAAGGUUAGGAGAAAGUGAGAUGUAGACUAAAGUUUUUUUGUUGAAAACGAGGCUGUAUAGCUGGAAACCAAAUGUUUAAUUUAAGAUGUUAUUGUCUCAUUAUGUAGUUUAUGCAUAAAGUUUUCCUGGCGUUCGGUUGAUUUUAAGCAGAAUUUUGUGGGAGGAACGCCUAUAGUUCCUUGAUUGUUACCUGUAUGGGUAGAGCCUUCGAAGAAACGAUAAAAAGUUCCCUGAUGCCAGUUCAGUUUUUUUUAUAGGACAGGUAUUAUUUGAGCACAGCUUUCCAAGUUUUCUGCAAUU
Molecule: messenger RNA, 2020 nt
Organism: Leptinotarsa decemlineata (Colorado potato beetle)
Lineage: Eukaryota; Metazoa; Arthropoda; Insecta; Coleoptera; Chrysomelidae
Molecular function (GO): DNA binding
Source: RefSeq, a predicted model, not a curated record